This is a messenger RNA of Williopsis jadinii, 2007 nucleotides long. RefSeq names its product bifunctional glycerol-3-phosphate/glycerone-phosphate O-acyltransferase SCT1 (gene SCT1). Gene Ontology annotation, molecular function: glycerone-phosphate O-acyltransferase activity; glycerol-3-phosphate O-acyltransferase activity. Gene Ontology annotation, cellular component: endoplasmic reticulum membrane. Lineage: Eukaryota; Fungi; Ascomycota; Saccharomycetes; Phaffomycetales; Wickerhamomycetaceae. The transcript has a single exon. Bases 1 to 2007 code for a protein of 668 amino acids. The record is from RefSeq and is a predicted model, not a curated record. Gene Ontology annotation, biological process: phospholipid biosynthetic process.
AUGUCUAGCUCAUCAUCAUCAUCACCCCAACCUGUUGACAAGGAAGGGAAUGUAAUUCAGCGGUACCAUGAUCCAAGCUGGCUAAGACUGGUGGCUUUUGAUAUCCUGGCAUGGCUGCUGUCUGUGACAUUCAGUGGGUUCUUCAGGGAGAUCAGACCAAGAGGAGCCUUUAGAAUCCCCAAAUCAGGGCCUGUGAUCUUUGUCGCUGCCCCUCAUGCCAACCAGUUUGUUGAUGCCGGCUUGCUAUUGGGCCAGGUUUUCAAAGAGGCCAACAGAAGAAUCUCCUUCUUGAUUGCUGACAAGUCGAUGAGCGUUAAGGGUAUCAGACAGAUGGCUAACGUUACACUGUCAAUUCCGGUUAAAAGAGCGCAAGAUAACUUGAAGUCUGCUUCUGGUGAGAUUACAUUGGACAAGACAAACCCUUUGAAAGUGAUCGGUUAUGGUACAAAAUUUACCAAAGAAGCCAUGGUCAAGGGGCUCAUUGGGCUGCCAAAGUCUAGGGGUAACACUGAAAUUGCGGAGAUUGUUAGUGACACUGAACUUAUCCUCAAGAAGGAGUUCAAGAAGACUGCGACUGAGAUCUUGCAAAAUAAGACGCCUUACAAGUUGGCGGACAAGAUCAACCAAAGAGAAGUGUACGAAAAGGUUUUUUCACACUUGGCACACGGUGAAUGCAUUGGUAUUUUCCCAGAAGGUGGUUCUCAUGACAGAACAGACUUGUUGCCCUUGAAAGCUGGUGUUGCCAUCAUGGCAUUGGGUGCAAUGCAACACAGCCCAGGUACUGAUGUUAAGAUCGUUCCUUGUGGUAUGAAUUACUUCCAUCCACAGAAGUUUAGAUCUCGUUGUGUCAUUGAGUUCGGGCAUCCAAUCUCAAUCUCAAGCGACUUGCUCGAGGAAUAUAACAAUCCAGAGACUUCAAAGAAGGCUGUGGGUGAUUUGUUGGCCACCAUCGAACACGGUCUAAGAGCUGUCACGGUGACUUGUCCUGACUAUGAAACUUUGAUGGUUGUUCAAGCUGCUAGAAGAUUGUACACAGACGGAAAGAAUUUGCCUAUUCCAUUGGUUAUCGAGUUGAAUAGAAGAUUGGUUGACGCUUAUCAACACUUCAAGAAUGAGCCGGACAUCAUUUCGCUUCGUGAAAAGAUCUUCAGCUACAACGAAAAGUUGAAAGCAGUUCACUUACCAGAUCACGCUGUGGAAACUGCCCAGGUUGAUUUCAUUAGAAAUUUGGGCAUUCUGAUCCAAAGAUCUUUAAAACUCAUCUUUCUUUUCCUACUAGCACUCCCAGGUGCUGUUUUGUUUACCCCUGUGUUUAUCAUCGGUAAGCUGUACUCAAAGAAGGUUCAACGUGAGGCACUUGCAUCGUCGUUGGUUAAAGUCAGAGCAAAUGAUGUUGUGGCAACAUGGAAAAUCUUGAUCGCUAUGGGUGUUGCUCCAGUCUUGUACAUCUUUUACUCAUGCGUCGGUCUUUAUUGGUUCUGGGAUACUUCUUAUAACAAACUCCUUUUGUUCUUUGCCUUUUACAUGGCUGGUGUCACUGUCACAUGGUCUGCUUUGGCUUUUGGUGAUACCGGUGUUGAUUUGUACAAGUCUUUGAAACCUAUUUACUUGACACUUGUUAGCCCAGAUACCCUUCAAGAUCUCAGAUCUACCAGGGAUGAGCUAAAGAAGGAAAUCGUUGAGAUUGUGAACAAGUACGGUCCUCAAUUAUAUCCGGACUUUGACCAUAUGAAGCAAAAUGGUAUCGAUGAAGCAAUGGAAGAUAAGAAGACCGAGGAGAUGAGAAGAAGAAGACGUGAAAGAAGAAGAAGAAGACAAGGUAAAGUGGAAGAGGACGAUACCUCUGAUGCUGAAUCCAUCUCCAAUGCAUCCAUUUUCGCCAGCUCUGAUGCUGAAAGUGACACUUCUGAGACCUCAUUGGAGUCACCAAGUAUUGAAUAUGCAUCUGGUGUAUCUCACAAGGUUGUUGAUGCCUUGAGAGAGAGAAGAACCUAUGAUGAUGAAUGA